AUGUUUGCAUUGAACUGUGCAAGAAAAAAGAACUUUACAUUCGAUCUCUCCAAGGUGUCGUUACCAAGAAUUAUUGAUAAGCUGACGCUAUGCGUGGACCCAAGAAAGUACACAAGUCCACAGUCUGCUCGUAUCACCAAGUUGGAUAAGCGCAAUCUCGACAAGAACAAGAAGUUGCCGUUUGAUGAAGAUGUGAUCUGCAUGCUCAACCUGUUCUUGAGUCGACAACAGGCACCGGUCUGUAUGGUUGCACACAACGGAUUGAGAUUUGACUUCGCGAUAUUGAGGUCAGAACUGUCGCAACUUACUACAGGUGAUCUACCUGCAGACCUUUAUUGCGUGGACUCCUUGAGCGGAUUCAGGGCUGGAUUUACGACCGAGAAGCAGGGGGAGAGGAAGCAAAGAGAGGGGAAGAACAAGCAGGAGCCUACAUGGAUGCCUAGUCCAGAACCAGACUUGUCACUGGAGCGAAAGUUGCCAGAUUGUGAUAACUCAACAGGAAUGGCAUUUCAGAAGUCACCGAAGAGAGGGUCGGGUGACUUAGGAUCUUACCCUUCAUCGAGUGUUAGUGGUGCCACUGUCCAUGAUUCUCCUAGGACCAUGCCCAGAAGUUGCAGUCAUGCAUCCGACAACCUCUUAACCCCGUACCCCCUCCUAUCACCAUCAAAACAACCCUUAAACCCAUAUACCGACCAGCUCAAAGAGAAAACUCCCAAAUCUCGCCAUCGCCACUCUUCUGCCGAUGUCACAACUCACGAAGUCAAGUGGAAAGUCGCCAGCCCGCCGUCGUCCCCUCCACAACUCAAGAAAUCACAUUCGGAGCCGUGCCACACUAAAGGCCAUUCAAAGCCCCAAAGAAUCUCUUACUCUCUUGUGAACAUCUUCAAGAGGACAUUUGGUACGGAUCCACCACAUUCUCAUUCUGCUGAAGGUGACGUGAUGUCUUUGAUCAAAGUAUUGCUUCCUAGGAUGUCUGAAUUUGUUUCUUGGGCUGACAAGCAUGCUACACCGUUCAAGAAUUGUAAGCUGUAUUACAACCCAGAGUGCCAGAUGCAAAACACUGACUUAUCAUAAUAUUAUAUAGUCUAAAUGGACGCCAAUGGACGGAAUUUCAUACCAGAUUAUGUUUUUAUCGAUAAAUUAAUUAGCUAAUUGUACAUUCUCAGUAUCGAAACUACGACUCUUUCAAGAAAAACCGGUUCUUAUUAAAAGGUUUUGCACAGUAGGGGGU
Strongylocentrotus purpuratus (purple sea urchin) is the source of this 1231-nucleotide messenger RNA. RefSeq lists its product as uncharacterized. Gene Ontology annotation, biological process: DNA catabolic process. The record is from RefSeq and is a predicted model, not a curated record. Bases 1 to 1074 code for a protein of 357 amino acids. Gene Ontology annotation, molecular function: 3'-5'-DNA exonuclease activity; nucleic acid binding. Gene Ontology annotation, cellular component: cytoplasm. The transcript is spliced from 3 exons. NCBI's taxonomy places the organism in Eukaryota, Metazoa, Echinodermata, Echinoidea, Camarodonta, Strongylocentrotidae.